CAUGCUCAGCUUCAGGAACAGCUUAGAAGUAUAACUAGACCAACUUCCUUGAGCAAAGAAUCUUUGGAACCUGGGCAUUUUGGAAACGUGAGAAGAACAUAUAGAGACAAACUUGAGUUGGCACCAUAUCCUAUUGAUGGGGAGUGGCUACCAAAAAGUGCUGUGUACGCGCUUGUGGAUCUUAUGGUUGUUAUCUUUAGCCGGCCUAAAGGUCUCUUCAAAGAGUGCACAAAACGAAUUUUAUCUGGAAUGCUUACUAUACAAGAGGAAUUGGUGAAGCUUGGGAUAGCUGAUGGCGUAAGAGAAGUCAGUUUGCAGCACUCUGCCAUAUGGAUGGCUGGCGUUUAUUUAAUGCUCAUUAUGCAACUUCUUGAAAACAAAGUAGCCAUUGAGUUGACACGUUCUGAAUUUGUUGAGGCUCAAGAGGCCUUAGUGCAGAUGAAGAAUUGGUUCUUGCGCUUUCCUACAAUCUUACAGGCAUGUGAGAGUAUGAUUGAGAUGCUUAGAGGCCAGUAUGCUCACUACGUUGGUUGUUACCAUGAAGCAACUUUCCAUUAUAUCGAAGCUGCAAAGCUUACAGAGAGCAAAUCAAUUCAAGCAAUGUGCCAAGUUUAUGCUGCUGUCUCUUAUAUCUGUAUUGGCGAUGCUGAAUCAUCUACUCUUGCACUUGACUUGAUUGGACCAGUUUACAGCAUGAUGGAUUCUUUUGUUGGUGUUCGAGAGAAAACAAGUGUUCUUUUUGCGUAUGGCCUCUUACUGAUGAAGCAACAUGAUUUACAAGAAGCAAGAAAUCGGUUGGCGAAAGGAUUACAAUUGACCCACAAUCAUUUGGGGAAUCUUCAACUUGUCGCACAAUAUUUGACAAUCCUCGGGAGUUUAGCACUUGCUCUACAUGACACCGUGCAGGCCAGAGAGAUAUUAAGAUCAUCUUUAACAUUGGCAAAGAAACUCUAUGACAUCCCAACUCAGAUCUGGGUACUAUCAGUUUUAACAACUUUAUACCAAGAGUUGGGUGAAAAGGGGAAUGAGAUGGAAAACGCGGAAUAUCAAUGUAAAAAGGCAGAUGAUCUGCAAAGGAGACUGGUUGAUGCACAUUCCUCCAUUCAUCACAUCGAAUUAAUUGACAAAGUACGGCUUGAGAUUCAGCAACUAAAGGGGGUUGACAUCAAGCGUGCAGGUAGCAUCUCACUUGGAGUUGAUCUUGAUAUACCAGGAUCCAUUGGUGUGUCGGUUUCGACUUCAUCAUUGAAGCUUAUGGAUAUAGACUCAGGGAGACGUGGAAAGAGGAAAAUUUAGAGCUUGCCUGGGAAAUUUUUCAAACCAGCUUCUUGUUGUUGUUAUUCUUUUUAAUCUUUAAUUUUGUUUUGUGUUUUUUUUCUAAACUAUUAUUGACUUGUAAAUAUUAAUUUAUUGCUCACUUUAAAUUAAGGGAAAGUGUGAUGGUUGACAAAUGUAUUUGGGGUUUUAGAUUUUGCAGGUAUAUCAAAACUUUCAGAUUUGAAUUUCAUUAUUUUUCAUA
Molecule: messenger RNA, 1519 nt
Organism: Cucumis sativus (cucumber)
Lineage: Eukaryota; Viridiplantae; Streptophyta; Magnoliopsida; Cucurbitales; Cucurbitaceae
Product: sister chromatid cohesion protein SCC4-like
Exons: 9
Biological process (GO): maintenance of mitotic sister chromatid cohesion; mitotic sister chromatid cohesion
Cellular component (GO): chromatin; SMC loading complex
Molecular function (GO): protein binding; double-stranded DNA binding
Source: RefSeq, a predicted model, not a curated record